This is a messenger RNA of Closterium sp. Naga37s-1, 2151 nucleotides long. The record is from the annotation of a GenBank genome assembly. Lineage: Eukaryota; Viridiplantae; Streptophyta; Zygnematophyceae; Desmidiales; Closteriaceae.
AUGCACCUCCCCUCCCUGUUCCCCGGCUUGCUGUCUCCCCCGUGCUUCCUCCUGCUCCACAACACGCUCCAUCAUCCUCGCUCAUGUCUCCCUCGUCUUCCUCUCAUCUCUCCCUCGUCUUCCUCUCAUGUCUCCCUCGUCUUCCUCUCAUCUCUCCCUCGUCUUCAUGUCUCACUCGUCUUCCUCUCAUGCGCCUCUCAUGUGCCCCGCAUGUGCCCGUGCCCCGCGUGUGCCGCGUGUGCCCCGCGUGCGCCGCGCAUCAGGAACGUUGGUGGUAACCCGUUUGUGGGCGCGGUGCCUUUCAGCUUCGGCAACCUUGUCAAUCUCCUCUCCCUCAACAUCGCGGGAACAGGUGUUGACGGCGUGGGAGGCACCCUGCCCUCCAGCCUUUCCAGCCUGACCAAGCUCAAAGAGCUGUACGUGCCUGGGGCUGGAUGGGGGGCCACAGGGGGGCGGAAGGGUGUUGGGGGAGGAGAACGUGGGCGAAGAGCGGGGACUAGAGACUAUAUGCGCAAGAACCGCUUCAACGGUCCACUACCAGCCUUCCUCGGCACAUUCACUGACCUGGAGCAGCUACGUCCUAAAGCUAAUUCGUCAUCCUUCACUCGCGUCCCACCUCCUUCCUCCUUCCUCCCAUCCCCCAGCGUGUUCACCCUCCUCUCUUCCGCCUUCCUCUCUCCGCUCACCUCUCUCCGCUCACCUCUCUCCGCUCACCUCUCUCCACUCACCUCUCUCCACUCACCUCUCUCCGCUCACCUCUCUCCGCUCACCUCUCUUCGCUCACCUCUCUCCCCCCUCCCUCCUCCUCCCUCCCCGCUCCUCUCUCCGCCUGCCUCUCGCUGCCUGCUUUUCUCCACCCUCCCCCUCUUUCGCAGGGGGCUGAGGGAGAACGCAUUUGAGGGCGAGGUCCCAACGUUCCUGGGCACACUGGCCCAGCUCACAUGCAUCUUCCUGUCCGACACGCGGCUGUAUGGCGAGCUCCUUGUCAGGCACGCGGCUGUACGGCGAGAUGCCCAGGGCGCUGAAUGGUCCUCCCUGUCUGACACGCGGCUGUAUGGCGAGGUGCCCCGGGCGCUGAAUGGCCUCGUUAACCACCCUGACCGCACCUCCCCCGUACUCCUUUCCACCGUUUCCUACCGCUCACCAGCUCCCUGUCCGACACGCGGCUGUACGGAGGACGCACAAGGAAAAGGAGAGGGGGAAGGGCAGAUCGGAGGGCAGGAAGGAGGGAAGGGGAUGGACAGAGGCAAUGGUUGGGGGGAAGGCAGGAGGGCGGACAAGGGAAGGACAGAGGGAAGGGUAUGGCGUGGGGUAGGAGGGGAAAGGGCAGGAAGACCCUUAUCAUUAUCACCACUUCCUUUACUCGUGGCUCAAUCAUCUGCCUUCUCUCUUCCCCUCCACCCUCAUACCAUCAAUCCACCCUCAUACCAUCAAUCCACCUCAUACCAUCCAUCCACCCUUCCCACCAAACUCACCCAGCUCUCCCACUCCACUCUGCACCCAUCCCGCCCCUCCCGUUCUCCAGGCCCGCUCCUCCCCUUCCUGCGCCAAGUCAAGCAAGUCAACGCAGACAGCAACUACUUCUCAGGCUCAGCUGCUGCACUCCCCUGCUCCGACCUCUUCUCAGUCAACGGCAACUGCCUCUCCUCCGUCCCCUCUCAGUGCGGGGGACAGGCCGCCCAGCAGACCCCUGCAGAGUGCAGCAAGUUCUGUGGGACGGGAGCGGCUAGUGGGGCGUGUAGUGGCAACGGCGUGUGUGUGCCCGACAUGCAGAAGAUGCUGAGUUCACAGGCGUUUGUGCCGCUGGAGGUGUUGGAGCUGGAGGUGCUGGAGCUGCUGGUGCUGGAGGAGCUGCUGGUGCUGGAGGUGCUGCUGGUGCUGGAGGUGCUGGAGCUGGAGGUGCUGGAGGUGCUGCUGGUGCUGGAGGUGCUGGAGCUGGAGGUGCUGGAGGUGCUGGAGCUGCUAGUGCUGGAGGUGUUGGAGGUACUGGUGGUGGAGGUGCUGGAGCUGGAGGUGCUGGAGGUGCUGGAGCUGCUAGUGCUGGAGGUGCUUGAGCUACUGGUGCUGGAGGUGCUGGAGCUGGAGGUGCUGGAGGUGCUGGAGCUGCUAGUGCUGGAGGUGCUGGAGGUGCUGGAGCUGGAGAUGCUGUAG